AUGGUGCCGGCGGGGCCGCCGGGCGGGCCGAGCCGCCGGGCGGGGGGCGGGCGGGGCUUGGCGCUCGCCGCCGAGGCGGAGCGGCCCCACGGGUGCGAGCAGUGCGGGAAGGCCUUCGCGCAGGCCGGCGCCCUGGCCAAGCACCGCCGGGUCCACACCGGGGAGAAACCCUACCGCUGCCCCGUCUGCGCCAAGGCCUUCGCCCUCUCCUCGGGGCUGGUCCUCCACAAGCGCACCCACACCGGGGAGCGGCCCCACGCCUGCCCGCUCUGCGGCAAGGCCUUCAUCUCCUCCUCGCACCUCGCCCUCCACCUCCGCUCCCACACGGGCGAGCGCAAGUACCAGUGCCCCGUCUGCGGGAAGCUCUUCCUCCAGUCCUCCCACCUGGUGCGCCACAAGGCCAUCCACACUGGCGAGAGGCCCUUCAAGUGCGAGGACUGCGGCAAGCUCUUCGGGCGCGCCUCGCACCUCGCGACCCACCGCCGCGUCCACACGGGCGAGAGGCCUUUCAAGUGCCUGCAGUGCGAGAAGGCCUUCACGCAGAAGGCCGGGCUGGUCCUCCACGUCCGCCUGCACACCGGGGAACGGCCCUACAAGUGCGACAAGUGCGGGAAGAACUUCCGCUCCUCCGCCCACCUCGUGUCGCACCAGCUUCUCGAGUCGGGCGAGAGGAACUUCAAGUGCUCCACCUGCGGGAAGGCCUUCAAGCAGGCGUCGUCCCUCAAGCAGCACCUGAAGACCCACGAGGUGCGCGAGCCUCACCACUGCUCAGUCUGCAGCCGAGCCUUUUCCAGGUCCUCUUACCUCCAGCUUCACAUGAGAACACACAGUGGAGAGCGGCCGUACCACUGUUUGGUUUGCAACCGGACAUAUGCCAAAAUUUCUACCUUUGAAAAACAUUGUAAAAAGCACCAGCAGGAGGAGGAGAGGCCUGAUGCUAGACCCAGGCCAAUGACCACCAGGGCAAAAGCACUAGCUGAAAAGAAAAAGCAGGAGCAGAAACAGCAGCACCGAGAUGACAGCCUCGAGCGACCUCACUAGGCUGACCCCAAGCAGCGGCAGCAGCGGCAGCAGGAGGCGGAAAGGCUGUAAAAGUCACUAAAACAAGAACUGUUGCUGGCCCUCCGCAACGUGGCUCACAGGAGUUUCCUGCUCUGUCAGCUGCCUUCCCCCUGCAAUUGGAAGUCCACACUGUUCGGGAUGCAGGAUGAACUCAGACUUUGUACAGUAAAAUCCAGUGUCGAGAAUAUUUCAGAAUGGAAAAACUGAAAAUGUGCUCUAAUGCCCUGACUGUUGCAGUACACUUAAUGUACAGAGGGAGCAGGAAUGUGCUUCCGUGUCACUAGACUGCCAGGAUGGAGGAGCACCUCUCAGUGCCGUCACAGCUUGCAGCACAGAGUUCUGAACGCGCGGGAGACGCGGCCCAGCGGUGCAGUGCUUUGUUUACGCAAUUGCUUUACUCCAUCCAACAAGCACAUGAACUCUGCUAUUGAAUGAUUCAGCCUGAAUGUGCGUCCCAUCAACAGUUAACAAGAUGAAGAAAUUUUUUGUAGAUGUGCUAAUUGCAAUAAUCAGCACUCCCAGUAAGAUUAGCUCUUACGUGGAAGAACUUUUUUGUGGGCGUCUGUAAGUGCUCUUCCAGUGCUGGUAGUUUUGUGUCUGAUCCAGAGAGAGGGUUCCCUUUCACAGAUGCGCUUCGCCUAUAAUUGUCUGGGGAGAGAGUAGAAGUGCAGAUUCUAAUCUCCAGAGCAAAAAGUAAUGGCAGCAUUUUAAAUUAUGAAAAUGUAAUUCAGCAGAGCUACAAUACAGCAUGU
Messenger RNA from Gymnogyps californianus (California condor), 1814 nucleotides. RefSeq names its product zinc finger protein 239-like. The transcript has 4 exons. Lineage: Eukaryota; Metazoa; Chordata; Aves; Accipitriformes; Cathartidae. Gene Ontology annotation, cellular component: nucleus. The coding region runs from base 1 to 1041 and encodes 346 amino acids. Gene Ontology annotation, molecular function: RNA polymerase II cis-regulatory region sequence-specific DNA binding; DNA-binding transcription activator activity, RNA polymerase II-specific. The record is from RefSeq and is a predicted model, not a curated record. Gene Ontology annotation, biological process: regulation of transcription by RNA polymerase II.